AUUUACUACUACCUCAGGUAACACCAAUAUCUCGGCUUUUUGUCAGUUGGCUUUGCUGUCAAACCGAAAAUGGCAGCGACGAGUGUUGUCGUUCUCGACAGAGGCAACAAUACAACUUGUACCGUAAAUCUUUUCGGUGCUACGGUAGUAUCAUGGAGAGUCAACAAUCAGGAACAAUUAUUUGUAAGUAAACAAGCAGUAUUUGAUGGGAAGAGAGCGAUAAGAGGAGGGAUACCGUUUGUUUUCCCUCAAUUCGGACAAUGGGCGUUCGGUCCGCAGCACGGGUUCGCCCGGAUAGCGCGCUGGCACGUCGAGAAGAUGCCGGAGCGCCUGCCCAGCGGCGACGUGGAGGCUGUCUUCAGCCUCAUGGAUGACGACUUCACUAGGUCCAUGUGGCAUUUCCAGUUCAGAUUAACCUACAGGCUGAUCCUCCGCGAGAAGGAGCUGCACUUCAACAUCGGUGUGUACAACCCGAGCAAGGAGCUGACGUUCAGCUGCCAACUGCUGCUGCACACCUACUUCAAGGUGCCCGACGUGCGCCGCUGCCAGAUCACCGGCAUGCACGGCUGUAUGUUUAUUGAUAAGACUCGCGAAGGCGCCGUGUACCAAGAGACGCGGGAGGUGGUGACGAUCAACGAGUGGACGGACCGCAUCUACCAGAACACGAUGCAGGAGCAUAUCAUCACUAACGUCGUCAGCGGACGCAAGAUGAGGAUACAGAAGUAUAACUUCCCUGAUACUGUAAUCUGGAACCCCUGGGCGGAGUACGCGAAGGAGAUCCCCGACUUCGGCGACGACGAGUUCCCCAACAUGGUGUGCGUGGAGGCGGCUCGCGUCGCCGCGCCCAUCGUGCUGCUGCCCGGCACCGCCUUCGAGGCCAGCCAGAUACUGCAGGUGAUGUAAGGCCGGUUGACUCGCACACAACAAGCCGUCCACAGGAGCGAAGUCAAUUGCGACGCCGCGUCAUUCCAUGUAGCUGACUGUAUGUAGCGUUUGCUACCACUGGCUUGUACACAAUGGCCUAUGUUGGCCCAACUUUACACAAGUUCAUUUUAGAAUUCUCCUGUUUUAAUUGGGGUACUUUAAGAUGAUAUACCAGUCCCAUAUGUAAGCCCUCUCAUAGUUUUCUUUUUGAAGUUGUUCCUGCGAAGAAAUGAUUUAGAAGAUUUGCGUCUUUUUAAGUGACGUAUAUUUAAAUGACCACAAUUUUGUGAAGUAAACUGAUAUCAUAAAAGCCAUAAUUGAUUUUUAAAUGUAGUGUAUAAAGACCAAGCUAGGCUAUUGUGUACAAGUUCAGAUCAUACGAAUCCAGUAAUUUUGUACUUUUUGGUAAAUACGUAGUUUCAAUAUUCAAGUAUCAACAUUGUUAGUCGCUGUAUACAUCAUUCAUUCAUUAGAAGUUCAUUCCAAUGUCAAUUUUAUAACGUAUCGUAUACGGUUUUAGAAACCUUACGGGAUACUUUUUAGGAACUAUGUAAUAAACUUAAUAUAUGAGUUCAAUACUUUUUAUCCAGUGAUUUUUGAGUACAAUUUCAAGCAUUUUUGUUUUCGUAAUAAGAACGAAUUUGCUACAAAGUUAACUAAAUCAUUCCGUUUUAAUAUUUUGUAGUUUUACGUAUGACCCUUUUAUAGUUAUUAAAACGAUAUGCGCUCAAUUUUGACUAAAUUAAUUCUGUUGUUGAAAGUUGUAAGUAAGCCGAUCAAAGCUGUCAAAAUUAAGAUUUGAUUAUAUAACUUUCAAUUCUUCAAAAUUUUCAGCAGAUUAUUACUGCUUAAUGUAACUUAAUCGUAACUAGCUCAACUUUCAUACGUAACGAAAUAAAAGACAAAAUAUACACUAAAUACAUUACAUAUAACUAUUUUUAGUGGAAGUUAAGUUUCUAUUGUGUUUUGCAGCUUAUAAUAAUUGUUUUAUCUUGCCAAAUGGUGUCUUAAUUAUGUUCCUUUUUCGCUUUCAUUCUUCUAAAUAUACUUAUCGUUAAAAUAACAAUAAGUAAAGCACUCUAUCUACGAAAAAUCGUUUCCCGGUAGUAAAUCGAUAAAAUAACAAAAAAAAAAUAUCGAUAUGAAAUAUUUUAAUCGAUUAUAAAUUGGUCAUCAUUAAUAAUAAUUUGUUAAUCAUUUGUCCGUUUGGACUGAUCUAGCUUCCUUCUGUCUUCCGCUGUUUUUCUAUACUUGUUGUCAUUUGUUCUGUUUGAUUGUCUAUGUAUUUAGUAAUAAGACUUUUUUGCCUUGAAACUUCCAGAUUUUGCACAAAUGUACUGACAUACGACGAAGUAAUUUUUAGUUUCAAUGGAAUAACAAACUACCUACGUACUAAAACUUAUUUAAAUGUAAUAUUCAAAUACGUAGUUAAAGUCAAAGUAAACUGAAUGUAUAAAUGCUCAAUCGCCAUUUAUGUUUUGUCUUUUCAAAUGUAUAACUUACAAAGGUCUUACUGCCCAAAAUAUGAGUGGCUUUUGAGUAUUCAGGCAUAAUAUUUCGAAAUGACAGAUUUUGGUUACGAUAUAAAUACUAAUAUUUGCGACCAGUCAAUGUUUCUCUAAUAAAUAGUAAUACUCAGGCCACUCUAGUAACUUAUUGUUGUAACAUUAGGUAAACCGGUUAACUAUUAUGUCUAAUACUUCCUAUAUUCAUAUCACACGGAGAAAAUUCAUUAAAUAAUUAACCAUUAAAAAUAUGGUUUUCUCGUUUUUUAUGGUAAAAAUAUUUUUAGACUUCAAAAACAUUUCCAUAGCCGCAAGAUUUUAUUUCAAAUUAUUGAGUGCACUUUGCACAUAUUGUACAAAAUUAUGUGAUUUUUUAAGUACAUUUUUAUUUUGUACAUUUUGUUUUUUUUCUCUCUAAAUAUUGGAACGUUUUUGGAGGCUUUUAAAGUAUACGAAGAUUAAGUAAGAAUAUGUACUUAGAUAUAACAAGUUCCUUGUUUUUUAACAAACGAUUGGGUAGGUUUUUUGUACUAAAUAACAUUGUAUUGUGUCGUUUCGACAUGAUGUUGUAAAGGUAAUUGUUAUUAUGUAUAAUAUACAUUCUGUAGUGUCUUGAUGCUCUCUCGACGUAGAGGUAGAAUUAAGAAAACAUUCUUACAAUAUUGAUCCAUAGUUUUAAGUCGAUUUUGACUUUUUAAUGUCCAAUAUAAAGCCGAACGAGUCGUAGCACUCUCGUCAUAAUAAUAUUUGUAUUCGUAAACUAACUUGUUGGCUCACUAUCGAUGGUGACCAGAAACAACGAAAUAUGCAACGAAGUGUACUUCCUUAGGUGCAAUAAAGUGAAGUAAAAUGAA
Molecule: messenger RNA, 3283 nt
Organism: Helicoverpa armigera (cotton bollworm)
Lineage: Eukaryota; Metazoa; Arthropoda; Insecta; Lepidoptera; Noctuidae
Exons: 8
Coding region: 70-903 (277 amino acids)
Biological process (GO): carbohydrate metabolic process
Cellular component (GO): cytoplasm
Molecular function (GO): glucose-6-phosphate 1-epimerase activity; carbohydrate binding
Source: RefSeq, a predicted model, not a curated record